AUGCCCGGGACUAAGCAGUGUGUCUCUUCCAAUGUGCCUUGGUAUGAACGUGCACACGAUACAAAAACUUUGGCCUCAACAAGACGAUACGUGGAUUAUAUAGAUCCUGAAACCCCGCGGGAUACUCUGGAUUUUCGACUCAAUUCAGUGUACGAUCAACAUGGAGAUUACAAUAAAAAUCUGCGAGAGUCAGUACUCCAAAAAGAAUCACUCCGUCUCCUGACUGAGUGUCAAAUGAAAACAUUAAAAGACGCCAAGGCAGAACGGCUUCCACCCUAUACAUGUCUCAAAGGACAUGGCCGGAUUCAUCUGAAUCGGAUCCGUGGGAUUGAAUCUGGUACUGACGGAAAAGGUCGCCCCGCUAUACGUUAUUGGGAAAACCCAACCAAGCAUUCUAUUCACAAGGCAGACAAUUCUAUAUCUGGUGAACAUUCUCAAGAAACCAAUGCUGGCUAUUCACGUAAACCAAAUGGAAACCAUUUCCCAGCUUAGGCCAGAAAAGAGCAGAUUGCAAACAGCAUUUGACGGAGUUUCAGUUCAAUCACCUCCAUUGUCCUGUGAUAUGGUGCACGCAAUCCAAAAACGUCGGUUGUGUGGUUAUUUGGAAAAAAACGUUUUGGUUCGUGAAGAUCAGCGAAACCAUGAAUAAAUCGCUUGGCAGAAAACGUUGUGCUCACUAUAUCUGACAUCUUACGUGAAC
Molecule: messenger RNA, 700 nt
Organism: Opisthorchis viverrini
Lineage: Eukaryota; Metazoa; Platyhelminthes; Trematoda; Opisthorchiida; Opisthorchiidae
Exons: 5
Coding region: 1-492 (163 amino acids)
Source: RefSeq, a predicted model, not a curated record